Molecule: messenger RNA, 3772 nt
Organism: Drosophila miranda
Lineage: Eukaryota; Metazoa; Arthropoda; Insecta; Diptera; Drosophilidae
Gene: tyn
Exons: 8
Coding region: 532-2703 (723 amino acids)
Source: RefSeq, a predicted model, not a curated record
ACAUCAGCCAUUGCGCGUGAUGCAAUUGAAGUGCUAACAUAUCGUCGUCGAGUCAGCCAUCACCAGCAAUAUCAGCAGAAGUGCAGUAGCAGUAGUAGUAUCAGUAAAGGCAGAUUCAGCAGCAACGGAAGCACCAGCACCGUGAAAAAAUAUUUCUUCUUUUUUUUUUGGUUCAUCCGCCCGCUCACUCUCCCUCUCUCCAAGUGUGUGUCUCUAUGAACUGACAGUGUGUGUGUAACAACAAAAAUCCACUCCUUGCUGAUGCGGAUGCGGACCGAGCGCGGAUCGGCUCAGUGACAAGAAACCACCAUUGUGAAAAACCCCUAAUAAACUUAGCCCAAACUGUGAAAGUGUCCCUUGAACACACACACACCUCAACUGUACAAAAACUAGAACGCUAAAAAAAAAACACUUGCAAAAGGAUUAAAGCAAAAGUUUGGAAAAUUGUGAAAUAUUCUCGGGAAAAGACUCUCGCAAAGUUAAACCACUGAGCAAUCGCAGAAGAAGACGAGGAAGAACCCGCGGAAGAAGAUGACAAUGCAGUCAAGAUCGACCAGCAGUAUCAGCGGGAGUGCCACCCGCAGCACACACACGAUCUCCAUGGGACUGAUUAUGAUCUCGGCCAUGGCCGUGCUCCUGGUGGCGCUCCCCGGCGGCGCAGUAGAAGCCCGCAUGGCUUUCGAGAAGUUGACAGACUUUGACUUUCCGGGAAACACGUACUACAGCGUGAAGAACCUAUCCCUGUACGAGUGCCAGGGCUGGUGCCGCGAGGAGGCCGACUGCCAGGCGGCCGCAUUCAGCUUCGUUGUGAAUCCGCUGUCGCCCUCGCAGGAGACACACUGCCAGUUGCAGAACGACUCUUCAGCGGCCAAUCCCUCGGCUGCGCCUCAGCGGUCGGCCAACAUGUACUACAUGGUGAAGCUGCAGCUGCGCAGCGAGAACGUGUGCCACCGGCCGUGGUCCUUCGAGCGGGUGCCCAAUAAGGUUAUUCGGGGGCUGGACAAUGCCCUCAUCUACACUAGCACCAAGGAGGCCUGCCUGUCCGCCUGCCUCAAUGAGAAGCGCUUCGUAUGCCGCUCCGUAGAGUACGACUACAACAAUAUGAAGUGCGUGCUGAGCGACUCGGACCGACGUAGCUCCGGCCAGUUCGUUCAGCUGGUGGACGCACAGGGCACCGACUACUUCGAGAACCUCUGCUUGAAGCCGGUCCAGGCCUGCAAGAAUACACGCUCCUUCGCCAAUGCCCAACGCAUGGGCGUCUCUGAGGAGAAGGUGGCCCAGUACGUCGGCCUCCACUACUACACGGACAAGGAGCUGCAGGUGACCUCCGAGUCGGCAUGCCGGCUGGCCUGCGAGAUUGAGUCCGAGUUCCUGUGCCGCUCCUUCCUCUACCUGGGCCAGCCGCAAGGCGCCCAGUACAACUGCCGGCUAUAUCACCUUGACCACAAAACCCUGCCCGACGGCCCAUCCACCUACCUCAAUCACGAGCGCCCCCUAAUCGACCACGGCGAGCCCAUCGGCCAGUACUUUGAGAACCAGUGCGAGAAGUCCGCCUCCGGGCCCGGCUCUCCCCCAGGCACCCUCGACAAGAUCGACACGUUGCCCGUCAGCUUGGACACUAUUGAGGACCCUAAUCUCACCAACCUUACCCGCAACGAUGUCAACUGCGACAAGACUGGCACUUGCUACGAUGUUUCUGUUCACUGCAAGGACACAAGGAUCGCGGUCCAGGUGAGAACCAACAAGCCCUUCAACGGACGCAUCUACGCUUUGGGGCGGUCCGAGACCUGCAACAUCGAUGUGAUCAACUCAGACGCCUUUCGACUGGAUCUGACCAUGAUUGGACAGGACUGCAACACUCAGAGCGUGACUGGCGUCUAUUCAAACACGGUGGUGCUGCAGCACCAUAGCGUGGUGAUGACCAAGGCAGACAAGAUCUACAAGGUAAAGUGCACAUACGACAUGAGCUCGAAGAACAUCACUUUCGGAAUGAUGCCCAUCCGCGAUCCGGAUAUGAUCCACAUCAACUCGUCGCCGGAAGCGCCACCACCAAGGAUCCGCAUCCUGGACACGCGCCAGCGCGAGGUGGAGACAGUGCGCAUUGGAGACCGCCUCAACUUCCGCAUCGAGAUACCCGAAGACACUCCUUAUGGCAUCUUUGCCCGCUCGUGUGUGGCCAUGGCCAAGGAUGCCCGCACCAGCUUCAAGAUCAUCGACGACGACGGCUGCCCCACUGAUCCCACCAUCUUCCCCGGAUUCACCGCCGACGGCAAUGCCCUGCAAUCCACCUACGAGGCUUUUCGCUUCACUGAGAGCUACGGUGUCAUCUUCCAGUGCAAUGUCAAGUACUGCCUCGGCCCCUGUGAGCCGGCCGUCUGUGAAUGGAAUAUGGAGUCUUUCGAGUCACUAGGCAGAAGGCGUCGUCGUUCAAUCGAUAACCAUGACUCCAAGAACACCACCAUGAACAUCUCUCAGGAGAUUCUGGUCCUGGACUUUGGUGAUGAGAAGCGCGAAUUCUUCAAGGCAGAUCCCAGCACAGACUUUGCCAAAGACAAAACUGUGACCAUCAUCGAACCCUGCCCGACGAAGACGUCGGUGCUGGCGCUGGCCGUGACCUGUGCGCUGAUGAUCCUGCUCUACAUCUCCACCCUGUUCUGCUACUACAUGAAGAAGUGGAUGCAGCCCCACAAGAUCGUAGCAUAAGUCCGAGCGCCUUCAGAAGGAGAAAAAAAGAAAGAAAGAAAACUAAAACUACAACUACCACAACAUCAAAAAAAGUUGAAAGACAUAAUGAAAUUGAAAGAAAGAAGAGAAAAACAAAAUCACAGUAAAAAUUGUCAUACCACACUCGGACUCUCCCUCAAAACACAUCACGCAACACGCAUCACACCACUAUAACUGUGCAAGUCUAGCUAUCGCUUUGUCUCUCUCUUGCCCCAGCUGUCUGUGCCCGCUCUUUUGCUGAAAGAUGCAGCUUAAGAGCAGAAAAGAGUUCACCAUAUAGACACCACGCUCGCACGCACACACACCGCACCACUCACCCCUCACACAAUGACAACCGUAUAAUUUUUUGUUUUUUUUUUAAUUGAUAUACACAUUUAUAUAUUUAAUAUACAAUUUAUUUAUUUAUAUUUAUUUAAACUUAGGGCGUGAGAUGUUUGCCUAUAGGAAAAACUAAAAUGAACGGAAAAAAGAAGUGCAAAAUUUUCAAUACACUCAAAACUUAGAACAAAACGAAAGCGAGGAAAAAGCUACGGAAGAAGGAGAAGCAAAGACAGCCUUGCACAUUUGAAAUAUGCGAAUAGUAUGAAAAUAAAAGAAAAAAUUAAGAAAAAGCUGCGAGCGCGUACUUUCUAUAAAGUUACGAAAAGGGGAAUCCCAAAACAUUCGAUGACCUGCUCGAGUGCUGGGAAGAGGAGCGCGAUGGGAUAGGUACCUUUUUGUAACUUCUAUAGAGACUGCGGCCGCAGAAGCGCACACUCGCACUCACUCACACGCCUACACAUUUCAGCACUCCCACUCGCACUCACACUCAUAAACACACCCACCUUCACACCCAACACACGCACUCACAUUUAUUUAAUUUUAAAAGGAACGCAAUAAACGCAAACAAAAGCAAUCAAGAAACGAAACUAAGGACGCCGGUCAAAGCAAAAGGAAAACAAGAAAUGAAACGUAAUUUCAGAGAAACAAAGUGAAAUUGUGCUUAAUUGUAUUGCAUUUAUUUAAUUUAAAUCUAUUUAUAAUAAUAAAGAACGAUAAUGACAAAGCA